UUAAGGAUAUUUCAAAAACACUCAGUUUCUUCAAAUAUGAGGGCUGGUAUUUGGGUAGAAGUAAUUGAUCGCAUCUUUCUCCUUGUCGCUGGUAUUCCCGGCAAUCUCUGCAUCAUCAUGGUGUACCGGAAGCGCAGGACUGGAGGGAGUACCCGUCUGUACAUAAUCGUCAUGGCGGUCGUAGACUUUGCAAUUUGCUUGUUGAGUCCCGCCAUGAUCUAUCACAAGCUAUCUCAAGGCCGAUAUACCAGUAUUAUCUUCUGCAAGAUUUUUGUCUUCGGUUACAUCUCGUUGUGGAAUCUGUCUCUUCUCAUAAUGGUGGUGAUCGCAAUCGACCGCUACAUCAAGGUUUGCCAUUCCACUAGACCAAAGGCCAAUCGUCGGAGAGCGAAAAUUACCAUUGCUUUCUGCAUCGUGAUUUCUUGUGCCUCAAACAUUUCUUUUCUCUUUUUUCUUUCUUUACAACGACUGGCCACCGGUGAGGUGAUUUGUUCGCAGAACUCCAAUGGUCAGUUUCAAGGAAUUAUCACAGGUGUAAUGUAUUUAAUGUCAUUCGUUACUGCGUUCGUGACAUAUGGGAUGAUCUACAGAAGCGUGAAGAUUCACACGAGGGUUCAGGCCAACCUGUUUGCUUCUCGCAGACCUGAUCCGGUGUGUCCUAUGGUGUUAGCCCGUGCGUCUCAUGUGGCUCCAUCUGCUAAUGACAUGACUGAGGCCAACACCAACCUUAGAACAUCUAGGUACGGAGCUUCAACAGCAGUACCAUCUGUAUCCGGGUGUGUACAUUUAGCUAAUCGUCAACGUGCAUUAGUCCAAGGACCAAUUAUAGGCCCAGCGGUGGCUGUACACAGACUAGCAUGGUUGGACAACACUACCAGUAAUGUGCCAAACAACAGCGCCCUCUUGCCCACUUCUCACUUGUCCAAUGCUGGUAUGGUGGAUGAACCAGUGGCAUCUGGCAUUGUUUCAUACAAGAAAACGCCACUCGAUAAGACGACAAAGAUGAUGUUAGCAGUGACAGUUAUUUACUUUCUCACUUGGCUCCCAGAGGCUCUGGCAAGUAUGUUUCUUCGGGAAGUGAUAUCGAGCGCAAUGGAUAAACACAUUGUUGCGGAUAUAGUCCUUUCUUUUCUUCGGGACUUGUUGUCCAUUAACCACGUCAUCAACCCAGUUGUCUAUGGUCUCUUAAACAAAAGAUUUCGACAGGACCUUUUUAAACUCUUCAAAUUUUAAUCUAAUAUGGAAGUAUCUUGGUCUAGUGGACAAGUCAUCGGACUAUGAAACACGUCGUAUGUGGUUCAAAUCCCUGUCAUGACACUGAGGUCCUUUGGCAACACAGUAAUCUGCAUUUGCCACUCUCAAUCCAGGUGGAGAAAGUGGGUUCUCAGUAGGCAUUUGUUUCUAUAAAUGCUAGAGCGCCAUAAUGGCAGCCAUAUUAAAACAGUGGAACGUCAGACAUAAGCGCUAUACAAGAACCCACUAGUAUUGUUAUUAUCAUUAUUAUUAUCAUCAUCAUUAUCAUCUUCAUUAUUUUUUCUUCAUUUUCUGGAUGAGACAUAUUAUAGAGACAUGAGACAUGUAUAUAUUUAUUUGUUUCAAUAUAUGUAAGCACCAACGGACAUGCAGAGUUGAUCAUCAACCUGAAAAAAGUACGAUUACUUUUUUCUUCUUGUUAUUUCUUUCUUUCAUUUACGUGUCCAUUUAGGGGAAUCUGGCACUCUAAUGCAAUAUAGUAGAAAAUAUUGGUUAAAUCAGUAUUCCUAUUAUUUCUAUCCGGUUGUGGUGUUUGAGAUUAGUUCAAUUUUUAAAUCUUAUAAUGUUUUUUAAUCGUGUAGUGUUAUCUUCUUUAAUUCUGUUUCAUGCUUCUGUGUGGGCGUUAACAUGCUACUGUGUUAUUUAUCAAUUUUCAGUGACUUAUUUCGUACAUUUUUUCAUGGGUAGAAGGGUAUGCUUGUGCAUAACCUUUUCGACUAAUUUUGCUUCAUAUUACCUUUGCUGAACGUACCUUGAACACAACUUAGUAUUAUCUUUUCAUCACUGACUUAUAUAGAAAUCAUUUAGUGUGAGUACGCGCGUGUGUGUGUUGAUAUGGGUGUGUGUUCCUAAUUUCACCCCCAAUGCACUUAUAUGUUUCAAUGAAUAAAGAAUAACAAUCAACUAUGUAAUCAUUUCAUGGUUUCAUUAUCAUUAUCAAAUAUUGGCGUCACUGUGUCUGAGAGGGGGUUUCUAUCUCUCCUUCAAGUAUAGCUGUUUGGGAUAUGCAGGUACAUGUAGACCACUAUACCGGGGUUCCCCCGACACUUAUACGAACAGUGGAGUGGGUUCUUGACAUGUAAAGGUAGUGACUCUCCUCUACACGGGUCCUACAUUUAAAUUCCUAUCCGAGGGACUAGGUGUGUUCCACUGUAACCUAGUCUGCUUCUAUGAAACAGGAAAGGGGCAUAUUAACACACAACGCAGGCUUCAGACAUCCGCCUGGGUUGGAUUCGAACCCACGAUCAUUGGUUCGACAGGCACGCUUUUACCGACUCAUCUACCUUGCCUCCUUAUAAAUCAUGCGUCUUUCUUUACAUCAGAUUCUCUUAU
Messenger RNA from Strongylocentrotus purpuratus (purple sea urchin), 2586 nucleotides. RefSeq names its product D(2) dopamine receptor-like. The coding region runs from base 37 to 1233 and encodes 398 amino acids. Gene Ontology annotation, molecular function: G protein-coupled peptide receptor activity. NCBI's taxonomy places the organism in Eukaryota, Metazoa, Echinodermata, Echinoidea, Camarodonta, Strongylocentrotidae. Gene Ontology annotation, cellular component: membrane. The record is from RefSeq and is a predicted model, not a curated record. The transcript has a single exon. Gene Ontology annotation, biological process: neuropeptide signaling pathway.